UGUUUACAAGCACAAACGGCUCCCUCUUUAGUGUGGAGACAUUAAAAACCAACAAUUUGAGAACGAUCUCCGCACCGACUUCAGUCUGAACAAAGAUUUUUUCUCGGGAAGACAUGGCAUAAUUUCUAUUAGAAAGAGACGCACGCGAUAGCGUUAUAUCGGCAGACAAACACAUACAUCGAACGACCUGUGUAUGACAGACUUUAGUCGCAAGCAAGCAAGCAACCUGGUCGUGACAGAUUUCAGCUGAGAUCGUUCAGACACGAAACUCCUCCCACUUUUGCAACGCUGCCCACUUUUGCAUUCAGACAACCCCAGACACAAUGUUUUUACGAACGAUACAGACAUUCGUUCAGGCAAUCGUUCAGUAUACGGGUCCCCUUAGUGGAGCGUUCACGAGAGGCUGAUGGAUACCGACUGGGAGGCUGCGUAUUCUUUCAGUCAAAGUCUUCCUUUCAGUAUUGAAGAGCCACUUGGACUGUGUGUGUGUGUGUGUGUACUUGGCUUGAUAGCCUAGUUGUACAUACAUUCCUUGAAGUCGAUCCGUGCCAUAUAUAGACUGUACUUGAUGUGGAGCUCACUCAUUGGAUCAUCUUAAUGUACCGCUUAGAUUUGAUCAGUUUUGUCAUUCUCUGCACACUACUGAGAUCGAGAUUGAGUACAGACAUGACAUUAUAACAUUAUGAUAGUAAUUAGUGGGUCACGUGAGAAAACGAUAUUAUUUCAUCCUACGCCUAGCGUUGGAAUGCUGUGGUAUAAAGUAACCCCGCGACCUCUGCUGUGAUGCCGUUGAUCUUAUCGAGGAACGCUGACCAAGCACGUACGACGAGGCACAUACCGGGGUAUUCGGUUCCGCUGACAUCAGCGAAAAAAUGCACGGAGGGAGUUACUGAAUUACCCUCCUGGUGAGAAGAGGUUCCUUUGUCCCAGCAAACGUCACAGGUGACCCGAGAUCUGCUGUUGGUAGAGGACCUUCAUCUAUCACGGGAAAGUUAUGCUCCACUGCCAUCGAGUUACAGGACGGCGUUGAACAUUAAACUCUUAUUUUUAGUUAAAGAUUACCUCAGCUCAUCACGAUGGAGGAACAGGUCGUUCUAACGAAGACUUCGUUCGAGAUGAUGAAGCGUUUAUUCAAGGGGAAGCGUAUGAAAAUACACGAGCUCGAGGAGGAUAACGAAAAACUAAGGAAGGCCGUAGAAGAAACGCUUGCGCAUCAUGCAAAAUCGAAAAGAAGUAAAGAUUUAAUCGAAAAUGAAGGAUCUGCUUCGUCACCAUCUUCUACUCAAGAGCUGCGGCAGCGGCGGUGUUCACAAGAAACUGUGGGCCAAGGAACUUCAGCUCCCUCAAUACAGAACCGAAUAGGUGUUUCUUACAAACGCACCACACGAUGUUCAUAUUCAACAUCUGCCUGCUCUCCAUUAGUUUCCUCAGGAUAUCCAGCAGCAGCAGCAGCAAAUGCAGCAUGCGUCAAUGGGCCGAAUUCAUCGUUAAACACACCACCAGCCUUUCCGCCAUUUCAUGAAGUGCACAACACUCCCAGUCAGAUUUCGCAGCCGUUACCGAGCUCCCUAGUACAGCAACCCAACCCCGGACUGGUCGUGGGGUAUCGAGCAUUUACCGAGACGCUUAACAAACCUCCGCCACCAUAUCAGAAUUUUCCGAAUUUUCAUCGUUCAUCAGCAUCAGUGUCAUUUCACUCAAAUCAGACGUUGAGUUAUCAGUCGUCAGUGCCUGUGAAUAGUUGUCUGUCAUCAGUGCCUGUGAAUAGUAAUCAGUCAUCAGUGCCUGUGAACAGUCAUCAGCCAUCAGUGCCUGCGAACAGUCAUCAGCCAUCAGUGCCUGGGAACAGUCAUCAGCCAUCAGUGCCUCCUAAUAGUCAUCGGUUAUCAGUGCCUCCGAAUAGUCAUCAGCCAUCAGUGCCUGUGAAUAGUCAUCGGUUAUCAGUGCCUCCAAAUAGUCAUCAGCCAUCAGUGCCACCGAACAGUCAUCAGCCAUCAGUGCCUGGGAACAGUCAUCAGCCAUCACUGCCUCCGAAUAGUCAUCAGUCAUCAGUGCCUGUGAAUCGGACUCAGGCAGAUUCACAGGUACAGCAUCAAACAUUCCAUGCACUGUUACCGUCACAUCAUCAUCAUCCCCACCCAUGUUUACCAGUACCCAAUCAGUCACAUUUUAGAAACUUGCACCAUAAUCAACCUCAGAAUUUUCCUCAAACAGCACAGCAGGGUCCUUCUAGUGUUCUCCAUUAUCAUCAGCAGACGCCUGUGCAAGCACUUCAGAAUAUGAGCUCUAAUGCGCCAGCAUACCAUCAGCCUGAAGGAUUCAUGCAACAUCAGCAUCAAACAUAUCGUACAUCCCAACUUCCACAUCCAGGGAUCCAGAAUGCAAGUCCAAAUCAGGCCCAGAAGCACCAGCCACCUAAUCAUGCCAUCCCACGGCAAAGGCUUUAUGUCCGACAUGAUCUGCAUUCUGAUCAGUCGUUCACAAACAAUACUUCACAAAAUCAGAGCUCAUUUGGUAGAAAUCCUGAUGUGCUACACAGAACAGUUACAAAUCAUGGCUAUCAGUUGUCUGGGGAACAGAGUCUUCAGCAUGCUUCAACAGCUAGCAGGGAAGGAUGUUUUAGACCUUUGUGGCAGGCAGCUUCCAAAGAGGCCUCCUUUCCUAAUGGAAGUUUUUUACCAGAGAAUAAUAACUUUAGCAAUGUAUUGUCACAUGACAAAGAGGGAGACACUUGCUGCAUAGUUUAUGAAUCAAAAAUUGUAGGCACAAAUGAGCCACAUGGCCAAAGCCCUUGCACCAAACUUCAGAAUAGCAGUAAUGCCUAUCCAAACACUUUAAGUGGUAAUUCCUAUCAAACAGAUAACCAUGGCCAGGCUACUAUUACUUCUGAGCCUUUCACUUGUCCAGGGCCCUCGACAGUGAAUACUAAGACUGAUUCAUUGCCCCCAGUCAUAACUCCGCCUCUCACACCACCCACUCCAAAUUCCUCAAAACCAGUUCAGCUUAAUUCAGAUGCACAGAGCAAUGUUACUUGCAGUCUUUAUCCUAAUUUAGCGCCUGCACAAAAUGUAUUUACCCCUCAGCCAGUGCCUUUAUCGACUGGAGAUCAGCCUCCUUUGAAUAAUGAUUCUUCAAAGGUGCCAGAUCAGAGAACUAAACAAAAUAUAGUGGACAUGCCUGAUAGUAGUAGAGAUUUCCCUUCGAUCUCUCUUGGUCCGUAUAAUUCAGAGUCAGGAAAUCUGCCAGUGCCACUGCCUGAUAUAGAUUCUGACAGCAUUUCCCAAGGGAUCAACAAUUCCCCUAAGAACUCGGAUCCAUCUAUAUCAUCAAAGGAGUUCUGUUUGUCACAGAGUUCUUCAUUUAUCGCUGAGGCUGAAAAUGACGACGAGACCACACAGGUUUCGUUUACAUCACAGGCUGUAACAGAUACACCUGCUAAAAUGACUCUGGUAAAGGAUAAAAUUUCAAAUGGUUCUUCAGAGUCUUGUGGAGACACUCAGCAUAUAAGGCACAAGGAAAAAUUUGACAGGCAUCCAGCAAUACCUUCUGUGAAUAAGAAUGCAGCGGUAACUGUUACUUCAGUACCUUCAGUGGCCCUAAUGUGUACUGGGAGCAGUGCUCAUUUUAAUGAUCCCGAGUCUGGUACUACAAAGCGGGGGGAGUCCCCUCUCGUGAAAAGUUUGACCGAAGGAUCAAACUUUAAUUUUCCCAGAGUAAAAACAAAUGCGCUCUCUAAAAAUCAUGAAAAAGGAUAUCUAGUUUCAGAGAUAGGUAAAGCAUGCAUCCCUAAAAGUCUGACAACAAAUUGUUAUGUUUGCAGAAAAAAAGAUAUAAAAGGAAAAGAUGUCCUACAGCAUUUAAUUUUUGGACACCUGAAGUGUAAAUUAUGUAACUUGCGAAUUGAAAGCUGUCUAGCGUUGAGUGAUAUUGAUAAAAAACAACCCCAGUGUGCGGUACCACGCGAUAAACCCCAUGUUUUUUCUGUUUGGGAUCCUAAUCCCGUUGACUUUUUGAGUUUUCAGAUUUGGCAUUUUUCACAUAAUAGGGCCGAAGGAGCUCCGUCAUCCCAAAGAAAUACACUUCAAAUGCAUAACUAUUUGAAGAUGUUAAGGCCUUUGUGCAAUGUGAAGCCUUGGAGCUCAGCGCUUAGAAUGUGUUGGCGAUAUGCAGAGGCCUCUUUGAAGUCAAAUCCAGUUCGUUCAAGUGAAUCUGAUCUUAAAACAAAUAAUGACCUGCUAUCAAGAAUCGUGACUGAGUGUGAGAUUAGCACGGAGGAAGAGUUAAAUAGGGGUACUGUUUCCUCUUCUUCAGAAGGCAACUUAAACAAUGCUGGUGAUAUGAAAGGAAAUUCUACAGACUCAAUAAAAACAAAGUCGUGCGAUAUCAGUACCUCAGAUAAGGGAGAAAUCUGUGGAGGUUCUGUAGAUUCUAAAGUCGACUCUGUCAGUACUACAUCUAUUGUUAGAGAAAGUUCUACAAGCUUAGUAAAUUCAAAGCACAGUUCUGCCAGUCCAUUGGUUGUGGGAGAAGCCCCUAAAGGCUUGGUCAUUCCCGAGUCAUGCACCACCAGUUCAUCUGUUGCGAGGGAAGGUUCUAAAGAAAAGGUGAAGUCUGAGGCAUACUCCACUAACACAAUUGAUAUGACAGAAAGCUGCAAAGCCUCUGUACACGCUAAAGAUACGUUUGUUGAAGAGGAAGUAAAGUUCCCAACUUCUAUGAAAGGAGAACAAAUUGUAGAGGAAGAAACAAACGACGACGAAUUCGUUGUCGGAAGCAGGGAUGGUGAAUUUAAAAGUGUGGACAUCAUCAAAGCGGCAUUCCCAGAAAUGAAGGAAACAGAAGGAAGUUGUGCCACUAUGAAUAAUGAAUAUUUAUUGGAAAGUUCUUGCUCAUUUGAGUACUUGGACAAAGAAAUCGAGUAUGUUAAUUUGUUGGACGAUGUCAGUAGGUCGGAGAGUAAUGGUCACAAUAGUAAGACAUUGUCAGAAGACCUCCCUCGUGAUAAAAUCAAUAAACACAUAGAGUCCCAGGGUCAGAAUAGUACGUGUAUUGAUUCUUGCGACAAAAACAGUGAUUUUCAUAGCAAAAAUGAUAUACGUGUUGAUUCUCGAACCAAGUGUGAUAGAAAUAGCGAUUCUCAGGAAGUAACAAAGAAUGAGAAAGGCAAGCAAAGUGACUUCCAAGUAGCUACUCUGAAUGCUACUUCCGAGGGAGGUUCAUCUCCCUGUGAUCUCCCUACUUUAAACGACGUACCUCCUCCUCCUCAAGAAGCAAGCAAUCUUCACUGUGGUGCAAAUUACCUCAUUAUCAAACCCCAGAAAGAUAGAAAAACCGCAAAGUACCCAGAGGAGUGUCCCAUGUGUUAUACAGUGUUGUGUCCUUCGAGAAUUCGUGUAAAUUUAGAAAUUUUUCGCUUGACUAUAUGUUGCAUAGGCUGUGGUCUGCUCAUCAUUAUUGAAUUUGAUCAAUGCAAUGAGCCAUGCAAGAGUGAAAAAACUAUUAAACGCCCCGGUCCAAAGAGUAAGACUGGUACGGGUUCUGCCAAAAAACCGAACCUUACAAACUAAAACUGGAUAUUGCUAGUGAAAUAAGCAAAUAAGUGUUUUUGUGAUACAUAGCCUUAAGUUUAUUUUGGGAGCACCUCAAAGAUACGACUAACUUGCAUUAUUAUUUGUAGAAUGUACAGUAGUAUUCUUGUAUUUGUAUACUAUAUCAAAGGAUAUGAAAAAGAAAAAGUAUCAGUCAAGUAAAGAUGGGGCCAUGGAGGUAAAGAAUGUGAAAAAGAUUGAGAGGUUUUCUCAGUGGGUGUAGACAAGAAUGACCGAGGUGAUUUAUUUAAUCACCUGAGUUCACAAGUAAGGAUCUGAGCUAUUGUGUGUUCUCAGUAAUUAAUAUGAAUUUUCAAAUAACGUUCUAAUAAGUGGCCCAACGAUACGCUUAGUUGAAGUAAAAAAAAAAUGUUUAUGAAAAAGAUUACCUUUAAUACCUAUUAUUUUUAAGGAAACACAUUUCAUAUUUUUAUAUGUAAAAAAUUAUUGUACAUUAGUUUAAAAGUAAAGAAUGUUUUGUCUC
Messenger RNA from Macrobrachium nipponense, 6072 nucleotides. RefSeq lists its product as uncharacterized. The transcript is spliced from 4 exons. Bases 1077 to 5567 code for a protein of 1496 amino acids. NCBI's taxonomy places the organism in Eukaryota, Metazoa, Arthropoda, Malacostraca, Decapoda, Palaemonidae. The record is from RefSeq and is a predicted model, not a curated record.